Molecule: messenger RNA, 1400 nt
Organism: Pichia membranifaciens NRRL Y-2026
Lineage: Eukaryota; Fungi; Ascomycota; Pichiomycetes; Pichiales; Pichiaceae
Exons: 1
Coding region: 25-1272 (415 amino acids)
Molecular function (GO): protein binding
Source: RefSeq, a predicted model, not a curated record
AAAAAAACCACAUUCCUAGGAACCAUGUACAAUGCCCCACAAGUUGAAAUACAGUCAGAUGCAUUGCAGAUUUGCUUUGAACUUGCAAAAGAAAUCUCUGACAGGAAUCCCAAUACUGUGUGGUUAAGGAUUGGACAGAAUUCUUUUAAUCUCCAUGUUGCCAAUGGCUCAAUGAUUGACAAAGAGCACGAUUUAAAGCUAGUGCAGGAAAAGAAUAGACCCACUUGCUAUAAACUAUUUUACGGUCAAAACGAACCGUUCAAUUUGGUAUUUCCUAGCGCUCACUUUGUGCUAGGAGUCGACAAACAUUUGAACCUGACACGCAUUUGUGGUCUGCCAAAUAUGUUUGUGCUUGGAACCAGUAACGGAGAUUUGAUCAAAUUUGGUAACCCCAUUCCCUUUAAUAUCAGCAAGUUUGUGCUGAAGGAAAACGCCCACUACGCUGAUGUGACGCAUGUGCUGAGCUUUUCAAGUGGCUCGGUUCUACUCACUAUUGGAAUAGAUAUGCAAAUCAAAAUAUGGAAAAAUGAUUCAAAGGACCUUGAUUUUGGAAGUCCGAUUAGGAUACUGAAGGGAAUUCAUCAAGGGAGAAUUACAGACUGUGUAAUGAUUGGGCGAGGGAGAAACAUCGUUAGUUGUGGAUUGGAUGGACAAAUCGUUUUUUGGGAAUUAGGUAGCGGAGAAGCAGUUUGGAAAGGCCGUCGAAUACGUGACCUACAUGAUGGCUGCACCUCUUUAUGCAUUAGCAAAAUAACUAGUGAGGAGACACAUGUCAAUUCAGAAAUGUUUUUCGAAUGUGAUGGGAAAGUUUUGUGGUCCGGACACGUUAGUGGAACUGUGUCAGUAUGGGACUGUUCGACCAGACUAAGUUUAGGAGAAUUUCCUACCAAUCAAGAUGGAUAUCAGGUCCAACAGAUUGAGGCUUUGGAGACUAUGAACGGUGUUAUUAUAGGGCUGAAUAAUGGUAAUGUAAUUUUGUUUACAUAUGAUUUCAAUCAGAGGAAAGCUAUUAAAGUAUGGGAGGUUAAUGUGGAAAAACCUGAAAAUGAGGAUGGUACUAUCGAUAUCAAAAAGAUUAGGGCUCAUAAAAGUCUGAUUCUUGUAUUAACUGAUAACUAUCUUGCCUGCCUUGAUCUUAAAACUGGACAUUUGAUUAGUUCGUUUGUUGGCUAUGAUGACUCGGUCAAUGAUUUUUAUGUUAGCGACAUGGGAAAUACAAGCAAGGUGGUUGUUGCUGGUAAAAGAGGUUUCCUGUCUAUGUUCAAGCUUUAAGGAGUCCAUUCUACAGAACAAAAAUUUUUUUUAGUUGAAAGUAAUGUUUACUAAAGAAAGUUAUAUAUUUCUUUUACUGAAUGCAUAUACAUAUAUUGUACAGAUAUUAAGAAAAGGUGGAAAUUAAU